Sporothrix brasiliensis 5110 is the source of this 1023-nucleotide messenger RNA. RefSeq lists its product as uncharacterized. The transcript has a single exon. Bases 1 to 1023 code for a protein of 340 amino acids. Gene Ontology annotation, molecular function: hydrolase activity. The record is from RefSeq and is a predicted model, not a curated record. Lineage: Eukaryota; Fungi; Ascomycota; Sordariomycetes; Ophiostomatales; Ophiostomataceae.
AUGUCCGACUUUUCGUACCUCUCCGAGGAAGCGGCGGAAUGGACAGAGUACGCCAAGACGUGGACGGCGCCGGUGCCGCCAGCCGGAGCGACGCCGCAGCAGAUCCGGGCAGCCGCCAACACCAACACGGCCAAGCUGUUUGACGCAGUGGUGGGGCGGCCGGCAGACGGACUGACAGUGACGGAGCAUACAGUGGGCGAGAGCAGCAUUCCGGUGCGUGUCUACCGACCGACGGCGGCUGCUGGUGACGACGGCCUUGCCGUGUACAUAUUCUUCCACGGCGGCGGCUACUUCCUGGGCAGCCUCGACACAGAGGACGCCAACUGCCGGCACCUGGCCCUGCAGACGGGCGUGGCCGUCGUCAACGUGAACUACCGGCACACGCCCGAGCACGUGUUCCCGUCGGCGUCGGACGAUGCCUGGGCGGUCUUUCAGUGGGUGGCCAGCCAGGGGGGAGCGGGCGGCGACGGCCUGAAGCUCGACACCAGUCGGAUUGUGGUCGGCGGAAUCAGUGCGGGCGCGACGCUGGCCAUUUCCGUUGCUCUCAAGGCGGCGGCCGAGGCGCAGUCCCAGUCACAGCCGGUCGUGCGGCCGCGUGGGCUGGUGCUGACGACACCGGCGACGGUGCACCCGGAUCACUUCCCGGCCGACUCGGUCAAAGGAGAGCCGUCGCUGGUGGCCCACUCGGACGCGCCGUUUAUCAACGCCGCCCGUCUGCGCGGCUUCAUGGCCCUGUACCAGCCGACGCCGCCGACGCACCCGGCCGUGUCGCCUCUGUUGGUGGACGGCACGACGCUGGCGGCGCUGCGCCUGGAGCGUGUGGCCGUCCACGUCGCCGGCCGCGAUCCGCUGCGCGACGAGGGGCUGCUGUUUGAGGCGAAGCUGCGCGCCGCUGGUGUGCCGACGACGCUUUAUACGUAUCCCGGGCUUCCGCACGCGUUCAUGUCGCACCCCAAGCUGGCGUCGACACAGGUCUGGCGCGAGAGGAUGUGGGAGGAUGUCAAGUCGAUUGCAAACGAGUAG